UGGAGAACUCGCUCGACUCAAACCCUGAGCUCAUUGUGCAUAAAUAGAGAGAGAGAGAGAGAGAGAGAAAUUGAUAAACGAGGCGCUGCAGGUUGCCAGUCUACAGAGGAACCUGAAGACAACUGGCGAUGGGGCACAUGAUGUGGAUUUAUGCUGUGGUUAUCUUCGUGUUGUCUGAAGCACGGAGCAUGGAUACAGCUGUCAGACAUUUAGAUUUCAACCAGGGGAGUGAAGUUAACCUGACAUGCAGCAAUAAGACAUGGAAUGAGAUGCUGUUUGUUAUCUGGGAUAUACAAUUUCAAACCAAAAAAGAAUGUAGGAUAUCUUUUAACAAUGGCACAAACGAUGAUUCCUGCAAUGAUGGCAAAUCACUCCGAAACACAUCCAGCGCCUUGUCCUACCUUCACAUCCCAAACUUCUCAGAUACUGACGAAGGGCGAUAUGAGUGUGAGUCGGUUUACACAGGAGGAAACGACAAUCAUGCCAUCCAUGUGGCUAUCAUAGUUCCUCCCCAUAUAUCAGCCUGGUUAUACCAUAAAGACAACAAGAUGGUGGCAGUGUGCAAGGCCAAAAGAGGAAAACCUGCUGCCAACAUCAGCUGGAGUCAUAUGGGAAACAAAUUGUCUGUGAAAAAUUACUCUGUGGAAAAUUACUCAGAUGGAUUUUUUACAGUAGAAAGUCACCUGGAGCUCCCCGAGGGAAUGGACACAGAAAACCUGAGCUGUGUUAUCCGGCACCCAAACUGGACACGGGAAAGGAUUUUGGUACUGAAACUCGAAAAAGGUUAUUUCCCUUGGCUGUACGUCCUUAUUGUUGUCGUAAUCAUUGUGAUUUUAGCAGGAUUUUUAUUUUUGGCACGAAAGAAAAUAAUAACAUUGAGGCGAUGCCAGCCGUCCGACACCUCACCAUCUAAAUCGCCACCGGCAGAAGAUGUGGAGGAAGUGGAGCCCUACGCCAGCUAUGUUCAGCGUGUGAACUCUAUCUAUAAUUCAUCUGCAGAUUUUUUCACAUAAAACCCUGCACAUGCAUCACAUUCACAUGGUUAAAUGCACAUGACUCUGAAGGCUGUGAAACUGAGAAAUGGUGAGAUAGUAAAGAAAGAGAGGAGUGAGAUGAAAGACUUCUGAGAAGGGAGGGAAGUCUCUCAGUUUAAAGUCUGCCCCAAGUUAACUCUUGACUGAUGGAACAGGGGAUGUAUCUGAUGUCACACACUGGCUGCACUGCACAUGCAGCCCACUACUCUCUCUCUCUGUGUGUGUGUCAUGGAGAACAUUAAUAAUAACUGUAGUUACAAAUGCAAGGAAUUGCUGAAUUGGAAAGAAUACCGCCUUCAGCCGGAGACUACAGAACGUUUGAUGUAAUCAUGAACUAUAUGAGUGACAAUUAUAUGAACAUUAUUAUCAUUAUUAUGUUUAACAUAUAUUUGUAGAUAAAUGUGAAGAGAUGCUCACCUUUUAACAGAUUCUAGCUUUGGUCAACCCAAUACGAUCCCAAUUAGAAAACACAGCUGUAAAAUUGCCUCAAGAUAAUAUUAUGUGAGGUAUUCAUGUAAUGUCAAAUUAUGUAAUUGUGUGUAUUGAACACACAUCCAAAUAUACUGUUUCCACUGCUAAACUCCACAACAUUAAAACGAACACUAAAAAUGAUUUUUGCUUUUUUUUCCACUGUGGUAAUUAUUGAAAAAGGUUAAAUAUCAAGAUUACUUUUGUUAUCCAUUGCAGCAAACUGAUACUUGCUUGAACAUCCACCCUUUCUCACCCAUUUGAAUAAUAUUCGCACCAGACCAUCCUUAUAAAUGAUGAGUUUUGGAAUUUGAGUCAAGACUCUCAUGAUGAGUUUAAACCCAUUUCUCAAGAAAUUGAUUAAGAGGAAAUGGAAAAUAGAAAAAGGACUGUCCUGCCAUCUACUGGUGGAGAUCAGAAAAUAGUGCAUCAUCAUCAUCAACAUCAUCAUCAUCAACAUCAUCAUCAUCAUGCAUCACAGUCC
This is a messenger RNA of Anarrhichthys ocellatus (wolf-eel), 1986 nucleotides long. RefSeq names its product cell surface glycoprotein CD200 receptor 1. Lineage: Eukaryota; Metazoa; Chordata; Actinopteri; Perciformes; Anarhichadidae. The coding region runs from base 129 to 1013 and encodes 294 amino acids. Gene Ontology annotation, biological process: regulation of neuroinflammatory response. Gene Ontology annotation, molecular function: signaling receptor activity. The transcript has 7 exons. The record is from RefSeq and is a predicted model, not a curated record.